Messenger RNA from Canariomyces notabilis, 1750 nucleotides. RefSeq lists its product as uncharacterized. Lineage: Eukaryota; Fungi; Ascomycota; Sordariomycetes; Sordariales; Chaetomiaceae. Bases 173 to 1477 code for a protein of 434 amino acids. The transcript has 2 exons. The record is from RefSeq and is a predicted model, not a curated record. Gene Ontology annotation, cellular component: cytosol. Gene Ontology annotation, molecular function: NAD binding; hydroxypyruvate reductase [NAD(P)H] activity; glyoxylate reductase (NADPH) activity.
AGAUAUUUUCGCCCAUCUGGCGUCGCAAGAUCCAUGAAGUGGUAGCUCCCCAAAAUACAACUUUUGCGACGAAGACAGGCUGUUUCCCUCCGUCGACCUUCCGCUCAUACCUACCCAGAGAACCGGAUCCUCGGCUGGCCGACACCGCCCGCCCUCGCUCCGCAGCGGUGCAAUGGCCGAGCCAACCAACACGCCCAUGCCGGCGAGCACCCCGGUUCCGGCGUCAACCCCGCGCUCGUCUUCGCCGGCGCCGCCAAUUCCAAGCUUAACACCCGAGGCAACAACAACAACAACAACGAUCGCUUCCCGACCCGCGCCGUCAGUAGAACGGCCGAUUGUCCUGCACAUUGGCGACCCGAUCAAGUACAACCCUGAAACCUACGCCGAGUUCAGCCAAGCUUUCCAUGUGAUCCGCCCCAGCACCCGCGAGCGCGAGCGGGGCGAGUUUAUCCGGGCGCUCAAGGAGCGGCGCUGGGGCGAUUUCAGCGCCAUCUUCCGGCCAUUCUGGGGCACGGGCGGGGAGAUGGGCCGCUGGGAUGCCGAGCUGAUUGAUCUGCUGCCGGACUCGGUGCGCGUGUUUGCCAGCGCUGGCGCGGGCUUUGACUGGGCCGAUACCAAGCUGUUGGGAGAGAAGGGCAUCAUCUACUGCAACUCGGGCCUGGCGGCCGCCGAAGCCGUCGCCGACUUCGCCGUCGCCAUGGUCAUCUCCACCUUCCGGCACCUGCCUUGGUGCAUGGGAGCCGCAACCCUACCCUACCUCUCCUCAUUAUCCAACGACCCGUCCACGCACCAAAGAGCACGAAAGGCGUUCCAAACCUGCCACGCGCGCGCCACAGCCGCAAGCCACACGCUGCGGGGCCACGUGCUGGGCCUGAUCGGGUUCGGCAACAUCGGACAACAAAUCGCCGCAAAGCUGGGGCACUCGGCCUGGGGCAUGAAGAUUGCGUACCACGACGUGGUGCGCAAGCCGGCCUCCAUCGAGGACUCGCUCUCCGCCACCUUCCACGCGACGCUCGACAGCCUGCUGGUGUCGUCCGACUGUGUCGUGCUGUGCACGCCAGCGUCGGCUGACGGGAAGCCGCUCAUCACGGCUGAGACGCUGCGCCGGUUCCGUCCGGGAGCGCGCUUCGUCAAUGUCGCGCGGGGGUCGCUCGUCGACGAGGACGCGCUGGCCGACGCACUCGAGGCUGGGAUUGUCAGCGCGGCCGCGCUGGAUGUGCAUGCCGAUGAGCCGAGGGUGCAUCCGCGGCUGGUGAGGAUGGCGGGGUUGAUGGGAGGUGAUGAUGAGGAGGAGGGGGCGGGGUUCGCAGAAGGAAGGCAUCCCGGGAGGGUCAUGUUGACAUGCCACAAUGCCGGGGGCACGGUUGAGACGCAUGCCGGGUUCGAGGAGCUCAGCAUGAGGAAUAUCCUGGCUGUUUUGCAAGGGCGCCCGGCGAUUACACCGGUAAAUCUGCAGUACUUGGGCGCCAAAAACUGAGGGGCGCAGGAUUCGCAUCUCGAAGGAUUGAAACUUGUUUUAAGGGAGAGCGGACUGCAUGAUGAGACAUGUUUUUGCUUGCAUAUUUCAGGGGCAGUCGGCAAUGCUUGAACGGGGGAUUUCGCAGGUGUUUGUGCGCAUGAACGACGAGCAUGGAAAUUUCAGCGAGGCGAGCGCUGACAGCAUCGUUGUUUUCCAACUCAUGAGUCACCAGUAACUUACCGAGUAACGUUGAACCUUUGGGGCGGGUUAAUAUCCAGUCACGAGAGGAGC